AUGAAUCCCCACCCCCUCCGCCUCGGCGCGCUCUUGGCGGCCCUCGUGCUUGCCGCCGGCGGCGGGUGGUGGGGCCGUGCGGAGGCGUCGAUCCACACCUACGGGCGCGAGUCGUUCCGCGAGGUGGGCAACGCUUUCCUCCUCUCCGGCGGCAGCGAGGGCAUCGUCGCCGACGGGGUCGAUCUCGCCGCCCCCGCCUCCUCCUUCAUCAAGUUUGUGAAUGUUACUUUCUGGAGGAACGCAGAAUCAGCAGAAUCACAUGCAAAAAUGGCACAUAGUACAGGCUUGGUGCAAGCUAUUUUAUUUGAAGCAGCUGACAGGGAUAACAUUGGGGGUUCUGCCUAUGGUGGACAGAGGUCCAUUUGUUGCACCCCUGACCUUGCUAAACUAGAGGGCUGCAAACAAGGUGAAGUAAUCAGGAGGCCAUCUUCUGAUGACCCAGCUUGGCCUGUCGUGGUAGAUACACACUUCAGUGCUAAUCACCUUUCAGUGAAGUUGGAUGAUGAGGAAGUUCACAUUACAAAGACAGGCAUGUACAACUUGUUCUUCAUUUCUUGUGAUCCAAAACUAAGGGGCCUUGCUAUGAGUGGGAAGACAAUCUGGAGAAAUCCUGGGGGGUACCUACCGGGACGAAUGGCACCUCUGAUGAGAUUUUAUGUUUUCAUGUCGCUGGCUUAUCUGUUAGUCAUGGUUGUCUGGUUUAGCAAUUACAUAAGGUUUUGGAGAGAUAUACUGCCAAUACAGAAUUGGAUCACACUAGUAAUUGCUCUUGGACUGUUUGAGAUGACACUAUGGUACUUUGAGUACUUAAACUUCAACAGCAGCGGUGUACGACCUGUCGGAAUUACAACUUGGGUUGUAACUGUUGGCGCUAUCAGAAAAACAAUUUCCCGUCUACUGAUCCUUUCUAUAUCCAUGGGAUACGGUGUUGUUCGCCCAACUCUAGGAGGGCUCACCUCUAAGGUUUUACUCCUUGGGCUUACAUAUUUCCUGGCUUCUGAAUUACUGGAUAUUUCAGAAAAUGUUGGAACAAUUAAUGACAUCUCAGGCAAAGCAAAGCUUUUCCUUGUCCUUCCUGAUGCAUUUUUGGAUGCUUUUCUCAUACUUUGGAUUUUCACUUCUCUUUCCCGCACUCUCGAGAAAUUACAGGCAAGGAGGAGUUCUGUGAAAUUGGAUAUAUACAGAAAGUUCACAAAUGCACUGGCGGUCUCUGUCAUAGCUUCAGUUGUCUGGAUUGGCUAUGAGGUCUAUUUCAAAGCAACAGAUCCCUUUAGUGAGAGAUGGCAGAGUGCCUGGAUCAUAACAGCCUUCUGGGACGUUCUUGCAUUUGUUUUGCUUAUUGUGAUAUGUUAUUUGUGGGCACCUUCCCAAAGCUCACAAAGAUAUGCAUAUUCAGGCGAAACUGUCGACGAUGACGAUGAUGAGGCUCAGUCUCUGACAAAAGGGUCUGAUGGUGAUGUGGGGAUGGUAAAGAUCGACAAAGACAGAAAUGCUGGUGUUAGCAGUGCUUUCAGCUUGGAAGAUGAUGAGGCUGAAGAGGACAAAAGAGAAUAG
Molecule: messenger RNA, 1554 nt
Organism: Triticum turgidum subsp. durum (durum wheat)
Lineage: Eukaryota; Viridiplantae; Streptophyta; Magnoliopsida; Poales; Poaceae
Source: the annotation of a GenBank genome assembly